CACUACUUCAAAGUCCAAACCCAUCUCUGCACUGCCCUCUCCGGCGAAUAUAUCCCUUUACCCGACGCCAUUUAUCCGUAAAGAAUCUUUUUUUCACAUGUAUAGACCUGUGUGAAAGAAGAAAAAUUUUCAGACUGAAAGAGAGAGGCUGAAAUUCACAAUCUUUUGUACCCAUUCAUCCACCUAAAGGUGCCCUUCUCUACCAGGCACGGAAAAGAUUGUAAAGUGUAAAGUUGUGGUCUUGAAGGCUACUGGUUUAGGUCUUAUCCUUCUUUACCCCCUAUAUAGUUCAUAUUUAUGCAUGGCAAUUGUGUUCCUGAUGUAUAUGCACAGUAGAUUUUGUGCCCGCAAGUCUGGGUCUCUUUAAUUUCGCCUCCCUUAUCUAUUCGCAUCUCGCUUCUGUAAAGAUUCCUGCUUUUUCGGUUUUUCCCGUUGAAGCUUUAAAUUCAUUCAGAGCAAGAAAAAGGUUAUCUUUGAUAGGGGUAUAUAAUUGCUUGACAUUGUUUGGACACUCUGGGGUUUCAUCUGAGAUUCGGAUGGUGAUUUGUGGUAUGGGUCUUCACUUUUUUAUUGUGUUAUGAAUCUAACUGGUGAGCUGAGAAGGUAGUAGGAAAGGGUGGGUUCUGAUCAGUAAUUCAAAUCUGAGAGAGUUGUGGUUUGAAUAUGAGGCCCUCAGGUAUAAUCUGAUUAGGUUUAUGUACUAUGAGCUGUGGGAGUGAGAAGAACAGAGGAGGAAGAGCAGGGGGAGGAGGAGAAGAUGAAGGAGAAUAUGAGAAAACCAAAGAGGAAGACGAAUAUGACCAAACUUUUGGUGGUCGAGAUUCUGUUGAUGUGUUAUCAUUGAAUGGAUCAAUUGUAGCCUCACAGCAACAUUCUAUUGAUGAGAGAGUGCUGGUUGAUCCCAAACUUAUUUAUAUUGGAUCCAAAAUUGGUGAAGGAGCUCAUGGAAAAGUUUACCAAGGAAGGUACGGGGAUCAGAUUGUUGCUAUUAAAGUUCUCAAACGUGGGAACACCACCCAAGAAAGGGCUUCACUGGAAAGUAGAUUUGUGAGGGAAGUAACAAUGAUGUCAAAGGUAAAGCACGAGAACCUUGUGAAGUUUAUUGGAGCUUGUAAGGAUCCUUUGAUGGUAAUUGUGUCCGAGCUGCUACCAGGAAUGUCCCUUCGGAAGUAUUUAGUGAGUCUUCGCCCCGCAAAGCUGGACCUUCUACUUGCACUAAAUUUUGCUCUUGACAUUGCGAGGGCCAUGGAGUGUCUACAUGCUAAUGGAAUUAUACAUAGAGAUCUUAAACCUGACAAUUUAUUGCUCACAGCGGGUCAGGAUUCUCUGAAGCUUGCAGAUUUUGGGCUUGCAAGGGAAGAAACUUUGACUGAAAUGAUGACUGCAGAAACUGGGACGUAUCGUUGGAUGGCACCUGAGUUGUACAGCACAGUGACUUUGCGUCAGGGAGAGAAAAAGCAUUACAACAACAAAGUUGAUGUCUAUAGUUUUGGAAUUGUCCUGUGGGAGUUGCUGACAAACCGCAUGCCAUUUGAGGGAAUGUCAAAUUUGCAGGCUGCAUAUGCUGCCGCCUUUAAGCAAGAGAGACCUAUACUUGCAGAAGAGAUUCCGCCAGAUUUAGCAUUCAUCAUACAGUCAUCUUGGGUUGAAGACCCUAAUAUGCGGCCAAGCUUCACCCAAAUCAUCCGGAUGCUCAAUGAGUAUCUGCUCACCCUUUCUCCGCCCCCAACAUCUAGCAACGGCGCCGUUGUUGAGUUCUCUACAAGAGCUAAAGGCAAAUUCUCCUUCAUUCGCCACAUUUUUGCUGCAAAGAAGGGUAAAAACUCGCAAUGAUGAUGGUGGACGAAGAACAUAUAGUUGAUAGCUAUGUGCUGGAAAUAUCUUUAACAAACAAUAAAAUGACAUAAAGAAAAAGGGUACCUUCAGUAGUCUUUUUUAGCUGAUGACAGUAUUGUAAAGAAACACAUUUCUAUACUCUCUAUGUCCAUAUUCCAAACAUGUCUUUCUUUUGACCUUAAUGGACUUUCUUGUCCAGCAGUUUCAAAGUAGUUAACCAUGUUCCCUCAGGAUGCUGCUGGAUCUUUUCUCCCCGGUGCACGCCUACAGCCUCCCAUGUUACCUUUUUGGGUAGUUGAUAUGCACUAAUUAGUAGUGCAUAAGUGUGUGUUUUUAUGUUUGAUUUGUGUGUAUUGUUUAUCGUUUUAUUUAGUUUAUAAACAUUUGUGUGAUUUUAGUUGUAAUUGUAUUUUAGUUCUCAUUUGUAAGUUGUAAAUAGAGUUAGGAUUUAUGGUGUUGGAAAGGAAGACUUUGAAUGAGAAGAAAAAUAAUUCUUGGCUGCCCAGGACAAUCACCCGGUCGGGUGAGGUAUUGCACCCGGUCGGGUGAGAAAUUUAAAUGCGAAACUGCUCAGGAAAUUACAUCACCCGGUCGGGUGAGGUAUUUCACCCGGUCGGGUCCGACUUGACCCGGAACACCAGAACGUGCCGAAGAUCGCCAGAACGUGGAAGAUAUUUGAUUUUGACAUGCACCCGGUCGGGUGGGCACUUUACCCGGUCGGGUACCCGGCCAAAGGUGUUGAAAAACACCUAUAAAUAGCCCCAUUUUCCUUCACUUUUAAUAAUCCCUUCUUCCAUACUCUUAAGCUCAGUUUAGAAUAGUAUUUCUUUUAUAUUUUAUAGCAUGUUUAGUCUCCAAAUGAGGAGCUAAACUUCCAUUUCUUGGUGUUGCUCUUGAAGCUUGUUGAUUAUUAAAGUUGCGAGUUAUUUUCUUAACUUCUUCCCUUGAAUAUUAAUUAUUCUCUUAAUCUAUCUCUAUAUUAAUGU
Cuscuta epithymum is the source of this 2822-nucleotide messenger RNA. Lineage: Eukaryota; Viridiplantae; Streptophyta; Magnoliopsida; Solanales; Convolvulaceae. The record is from the annotation of a GenBank genome assembly.